This is a messenger RNA of Talpa occidentalis (Iberian mole), 1196 nucleotides long. It is a transcript of the gene GNPDA1, whose product is annotated as glucosamine-6-phosphate deaminase 1. Gene Ontology annotation, biological process: D-glucosamine catabolic process; carbohydrate metabolic process; N-acetylneuraminate catabolic process. The record is from RefSeq and is a predicted model, not a curated record. The coding region runs from base 105 to 974 and encodes 289 amino acids. Gene Ontology annotation, molecular function: glucosamine-6-phosphate deaminase activity; identical protein binding. The transcript has 7 exons. NCBI's taxonomy places the organism in Eukaryota, Metazoa, Chordata, Mammalia, Eulipotyphla, Talpidae. Gene Ontology annotation, cellular component: cytoplasm.
GCUUCCUCAGCUUCCCGCACUGCGUGACCGGAGCCCCAGCGAGCCGCUCGGAUCCCUUCCCCAGGCGGCGCCGGAGGGGCCACGGGAUCGCCAUCCAGGACAAGAUGAAGCUCAUCAUCCUGGACCACUAUUCUCAGGCCAGCGAGUGGGCGGCCAAAUACAUCAGAAACCGCAUCAUCCAGUUUAACCCAGGACCAGACAAGUACUUCACUCUGGGGCUCCCCACUGGGAGCACCCCACUGGGCUGCUACAAGAAGUUGAUUGAGUAUUAUAAGAAUGGAGACUUGUCCUUCAAAUAUGUGAAGACCUUCAACAUGGAUGAGUAUGUGGGCCUUCCUCGAGACCACCCCGAGAGCUACCACUCCUUCAUGUGGAACAAUUUCUUCAAGCACAUUGAUAUCCACCCAGAAAACACCCACAUUCUGGAUGGAAAUGCAACUGACCUACAGGCUGAGUGUGAUGCCUUUGAAGAGAAGAUCAAGGCUGCGGGAGGGAUUGAGCUGUUUGUUGGAGGUAUCGGUCCCGAUGGACAUAUUGCCUUCAAUGAGCCUGGGUCCAGUCUGGUGUCUAGGACCCGUGUAAAGACGCUGGCCAUGGACACCAUAUUGGCCAAUGCUAGAUUCUUCGAUGGAGAUCUUGCCAAGGUGCCCACCAUGGCCCUGACAGUGGGUGUGGGCACUGUCAUGGAUGCUAGAGAGGUAAUGAUCCUCAUCACAGGUGCUCACAAGGCAUUUGCUCUGUACAAGGCCAUUGAGGAGGGAGUGAACCACAUGUGGACAGUGUCUGCCUUCCAGCAGCAUCCCCGCACGGUGUUUGUAUGUGAUGAGGAUGCCACCCUGGAGCUGAAAGUGAAGACUGUCAAGUAUUUCAAAGGUUUAAUGCUGGUUCAUAACAAAUUGGUGGACCCCUUGUAUAGUAUCAAAGAGAAAGAAACACAGAAAAUCCAGUCUUCUAAGAAACCAUACAGUGAUUAGCCUGUGCUAAUCCUAGUGUUAAGUACCUCACUGGGAGAGGCAGGUGUUUCUGGAAUUUGUCUUAGGACAGAAUUGUAUUUCUUUAAUCCAGUAUGUUAACUCCAGAUAAAUGAGUGAACUUCCUGCUCUUAGCUGUGCAGCUUGGAGCCUUGUCAUGGAGUUUAGCUAUAGGGAGAAUGACUAUAACUUACCCUUAAUCAGAAGAAAAAUCUGAAAAAUGUA